AUGUCCGCACGCUUCCAGUCGUCUCUGCGAAGUCAGCUUCGUGAAUUGAGUGACCUUCUGCAUGAGCAUCGUCCAAAACGGCGCUUUUCUGAGUCUGUCGAGUCUGUCAAGUCUGUGAAUGACAGUAACGUUACGACCAGCUCUCCUCAGAAACGUCCCUUGUCGCAGACGAUUGAUUUCGAGUCUAACGUGUCCCAGCGUCGAAAACGCGACCCGUAUUUUGCAAACGUAGGACUGCAGAUCCGAGAGGACACUCCAUUGGAGCAAAAAUCUGCGUCCCCUAGUCUAAAUCUCAAAACAGAUGAUUUCCCAAUCGCCUCAGAGCAGUCGCUCUCCCCGUUGCAAAACUCUGCGUCUCCUUCUCUUGAUCUCGAAACUGACGAUUUUCCAAUUGCCUCAGAGCACUCUGAAGUGCCGCCUAGCGAGAAGGAUUCUGAGCAUCCCGAACCUAAGUCGGUAGCACCUACAAAUCCGAACACGAUUGCACAGAGCCCAAUUAAGACUCAAAGGCCAGCCUCUUCGGCUUCUCAAGAAGACGAGCUGGGUCCCAAGAACAUCUCUGACAUUUUGAAGCUUUGUCUUCUUCCCACAUCCACCCCAUCCACGCGUGACCUAUCCACUCAGCUAGCCCGGUUUUUCUCCCAAGAAACAUGCGCUGCGAUCAAAAAGGCGGCCUCGGAUCGGGACUUUCCCACUGGCUUUCAAACUGUGGUAUCUAUUCUUCAGGAUCGAGGUCUCCUGCCAGAAAACAGCAGCAAAGAUGAGUUUUACGAGUUUUGUUGUAAGUUUUUAUGUUUGGAAGAUCUCGCUGCGGUUGAGAUUGUACUAUUUACAUGA
This is a messenger RNA of Lachancea meyersii CBS 8951, 837 nucleotides long. NCBI's taxonomy places the organism in Eukaryota, Fungi, Ascomycota, Saccharomycetes, Saccharomycetales, Saccharomycetaceae. The record is from the annotation of a GenBank genome assembly.